UUCUCUCUCUUUCUCUCCGGUCUAGACCUGAAUUUCUGAAAAAUGCCCAUGGCCGCCUUGGAUCGGUCCAACUCUUCAAGAUCGAAUUCCGCGUCUGUACUAUCUAUCGAAUGCCUAAGAGGUGGUUCCAAGGCCGACGAAUGGACCGGCGAUAUGCUCCAGACCGGAGAUAUCGUCGAAGAGCUCCGGAUCGGAAGAGGUUACGCCACGGUUCGUUCGCCUUUCAAGCACGGUCGGACCGCCGUUCAGAAGAUUCUACACGGUUCAUUCAAGGAUAAAGAGACAUCGAUCCUGGUCCGAGUCAGGCGAGGGUCCGACACCUAUGCAGAACUCCAAGCCUGUAUUGUCCCGAACGAAUCGGCUGGGAGGAAACAGUAUAUGCUCCGAGCCAUCGACGACCCGAAUUACGCCGUCGGUUUUUUUGACCGAACCGAGGCUGAGUGCAUUGCCCUUCAAGGGACAAGGAAGGCUCGGCUAGAAAACGCUUUAGCCAGGGCUGAACUUCAAGACGGGUAUGUUCCAUUUGGGUGGGAAAGGAAAAUGCAAGAAAUGUUAAUGGUUCCAGGCUCGAGUUGCUUUCUAUCGAUGAUGUUUCUUCCGAAAGCAGCAGAUAAAACUGCCUCCCGAUACAAUGACCUCGAGGACACACUGGCCAGAGCCAAUGCCUGGCUCAACGCGUCCCAAGCCACCGGAGUCCCUCUUGUCUUUAUGAACAUCCAAACUGAAUCCUUACUAACCAAGAUAUCUGGAGAGACUGCAUCUUCAACUGUGACCGCAGGUUCAUUAUCAGAUUUAUCCAACCUCGCCAAUGCUAGCCUAUACGGCUUCGAGGAUUACCAUGGAGUUGACAUUGGAGUUGUUAGAGCUGUUCGUCUCUGGUACUCACCUCUCGGAGGAGAAAUGUCAAUCGAGAUCAAACUCAAAGAUGGAGACACCAAGCUUGGAUUCGCCAUUAGUCGAACCGAAGAGGGUUUCAUCUACAUAUCUUCAGUAAUAGAAGGGGAUGAAAAGGCUGCAUCAGUAAGAUCAGGACUAAACCAUCUCUACAAAGAAGCAAUGAGAGCAAACAAACGUCUAGUUAUUUCUAGGGUUUGCAACCAAAAGGUUCUACCUUGGUUAGUUUCUCAAACAGGGGCAAUCAGAUGUUUUGAUACAGUUUCCCUUAGCCAAAAACUAUCCUUACACAAACACGCAAAAGCUCCAAUUACACUCCAUGUUUUCUUGUGGGAUCAAUCUCUAGCAUCCACAACCAUGGUUGGCCCUGCACCAAUUACAUUGAUGCCAGUGGAGACCCAAACAGAUCAACCAAUUGCAAACAAUAAUCAAGUAACUGAUGGGAGUGAAAGCUCGGAUUCUGAGAACAGAAUCGAGAGGGAUACAGCCGGUGAAUUCUCUUUUAGGUUUCGUGACUUUGCAGUUCCAAAUAAAUGGAUUUAGUUUUGUAUAAACAAUAUCAUUCUUGAAAACUUCAUGUAAAUAAAUUAUAGAUCUGAAAACGGAGAUGUAUAUUGAACAAAUUUCCUUCAAAUCGUACUGAAUAGAAACUAACUGAUGAACAA
Impatiens glandulifera is the source of this 1559-nucleotide messenger RNA. RefSeq lists its product as uncharacterized. NCBI's taxonomy places the organism in Eukaryota, Viridiplantae, Streptophyta, Magnoliopsida, Ericales, Balsaminaceae. The transcript is spliced from 4 exons. The coding region runs from base 43 to 1437 and encodes 464 amino acids. The record is from RefSeq and is a predicted model, not a curated record.